AUGGAGCAAUUUGAACAGCAAAAGGAGAGUUAGAAUACUGGAAGAGACGGCAGAGCGAUAAAUAAGAGAAUAAAGAAAUAGAAGACAAAGAAGUAGCAGCCUAGUGAGUAGCCAGUUGAGGAUUGCAGCAUUUGUUAUGGUUAGAUCGUAGACAAAGGUAUCAUUUAGGGAUGUUAGCAUACGUAUUGUUUUAAGUGCAUUGAGAUCUGGGCCUAACAGAAUCUAACUUGUCCAUAAUGUAGAGUCCAAUUUAGUCAGAUUUUGAGGGUGUGGAAAUAAGGUAAGGGGAAACGAUAAAAAAUGUAUGAUUUUCAUGCAAAUGAGGUGAAUUCGGAUGAGGAUGAACUGAUUUCUCUGGAUUUUUUGUAUUAGCCAAUAAGAUUAAUGCCAUACUUUACAAGGAUUUGGAGCCUUCCCUUUGUAAAUUUGAUAUUGAUAAGUUCGGAUUCAGAAUGA
Paramecium tetraurelia is the source of this 456-nucleotide messenger RNA. RefSeq lists its product as uncharacterized. Gene Ontology annotation, biological process: protein autoubiquitination. Lineage: Eukaryota; Ciliophora; Oligohymenophorea; Peniculida; Parameciidae. Gene Ontology annotation, molecular function: ubiquitin-protein transferase activity. The record is from RefSeq and is a predicted model, not a curated record. The transcript is spliced from 2 exons.